CCUGUAAUCGUGCUGGCUACAUGAAAUGGACUAGAAAGUGGGCGCCAUAUGCAGCAACACCCUACAUCUACCACAAAGACCAGUGGGUCAGCUAUGACGACACAGACAGCGCCGACGUAAAGGUGAAAUGGUUUCGGGACCGUUCGCUGGGCGGCGUCUUCGUGUGGUCGUUGGGAGAGGACGAUUACGGGGGCAACUGCAAGCAGGACGAACAGUACCCGAUGGUGACGGCGGCAUGGAAGGUCAUGAAGGACUACCGGCCCAUAAACUUCUAUCGUUCCCGGAGGAGAAAGGGCUGAAAGCUGCCAAGACACAAGGUUGGAAGGAACAAACCUUGGAUAUAUUAAAAGAAAAAAAAAUGAAGAGUGAGAAAUUGGACGGUGCCGAUCGGAAACAUGCCACCGUCGAUUGCGUUGUUGAAUUAUGUCUUAA
Dermacentor silvarum is the source of this 432-nucleotide messenger RNA. Its product is annotated as endochitinase-like. Gene Ontology annotation, biological process: carbohydrate metabolic process; chitin catabolic process. Gene Ontology annotation, cellular component: extracellular region. The transcript has 3 exons. The coding region runs from base 21 to 299 and encodes 92 amino acids. The record is from RefSeq and is a predicted model, not a curated record. Gene Ontology annotation, molecular function: chitin binding; chitinase activity. NCBI's taxonomy places the organism in Eukaryota, Metazoa, Arthropoda, Arachnida, Ixodida, Ixodidae.